AUGGAACAGUGGCUGAAGAAACCGUCUGGACCAGAGAAUGGCGUUGCAGAUAUGUGGAAAUUAUUCGAGACGAUGAAGAAACAUCUUGCUGCGACAGUGCUGACCCCAGACAGUGAUGAGGUUGAUCAUGAUGAUCACUUCAAUACCAAAGAUGACACAACAAAAGGUAGACGAGUUUUUGUUGUUCGACACGCCGAGAGAGUAGAUUUUACUUUCGGAAAUUGGACUCCCAACAGUUUCGAUGUGGCAGGGAAUUACAUCCGAAGGGAUCUGAACAUGCCGAGGACUUUGCCGCAAAGAAAAAUUUGUCAGUGGAAGCGGGACACUCCGCUGACUAAUCUUGGUCAAUAUCAGGCUCGUCUAACGGGAGAGGCUAUGAAGGAUGCUGGCGUUCAGAUUGAUCUAGUGUAUAGUUCUCCAUCAUUCCGAUGCAUUCAGACUGCUUCUUCUAUUCUAGAAGGCUUAGGUAUUCAGGAAACCAUUCCAAUUCGAGUGGAACCUGGUCUGUUUGAAUGGUUGAUGUGGUAUAAAGAGGGACUGCCCGAGUGGCUCUCAAACGAGGAACUUGUCAGCUCAGGCUACAACAUUGCUAUGGACUACAAGCCACUUUCUACAGCUGAAGAUUUGAAUCGGAUAUUAGAAGAGAGCUUGUCUGAUCACUACAAAAGAAACUCGGAAUUGGCCGAUCAACUGUACAAAACAACCAGUGGUAACAUUCUGAUAGUCGGUCAUGCGUCAACUUUAGACACUUGUACUCGGCAUGCCGUGGGAAAUGAAAUCUUACCAACCAUCGAUUCUCUUCAGUUAUUACUUAAAAUUCCGUACUGUAGUGUAGUUGCAAUUGAGUCAACUAACGUACUUUCCGAAAGGUACAAAUGGAAGUUUAUAAAGCCUCCUUGUGCUCCAAUCUCAAAUACAAAAAAUGAUCGUUUCGACUGGAAGGUUCUACUUAAUAAAGGAAAUUACGAAAAAUUACAUAUCUAA
Messenger RNA from Malaya genurostris, 984 nucleotides. Its product is annotated as ecdysteroid-phosphate phosphatase-like. The coding region runs from base 1 to 984 and encodes 327 amino acids. The record is from RefSeq and is a predicted model, not a curated record. The transcript has 3 exons. NCBI's taxonomy places the organism in Eukaryota, Metazoa, Arthropoda, Insecta, Diptera, Culicidae.